This is a messenger RNA of Saccharomycopsis crataegensis, 1323 nucleotides long. RefSeq names its product NADP-dependent isocitrate dehydrogenase. The transcript has a single exon. Lineage: Eukaryota; Fungi; Ascomycota; Saccharomycetes; Ascoideales; Saccharomycopsidaceae. Gene Ontology annotation, biological process: isocitrate metabolic process; NADP+ metabolic process. Gene Ontology annotation, cellular component: mitochondrion. The record is from RefSeq and is a predicted model, not a curated record. Bases 1 to 1323 code for a protein of 440 amino acids. Gene Ontology annotation, molecular function: isocitrate dehydrogenase (NADP+) activity; magnesium ion binding; NAD binding.
AUGUUGAACAGAGCCGCCAGAUCUGUGAAUCACACGAUCCCAAGAUUUACCGCCCCAAAGGUAUCGCUAGCAGCAAGCAGAUACUACUCGACCAUCAAUGACAAAAUCAAGGUGAAGAACCCUGUUGUCGAAUUGGACGGGGAUGAAAUGACUCGUAUUAUCUGGUCCAUCAUCAAGGACAAGCUCAUCAACCCAUACUUGGACGUUGAUUUGAAGUACUACGAUUUGUCGAUCCAAAACAGAGAUGCCACCGAUGAUAAGGUCACCGUUGAUUCGGCUCACGCUAUUCAAAAGUAUGGGGUCGGUGUCAAGUGUGCUACCAUCACCCCAGAUGAAGACAGAGUUAAAGAAUUCGGGUUGAAGAAGAUGUGGGUGUCGCCAAACGGUACUAUCAGAAACAUUUUGGGUGGUACGGUUUUUAGAGAACCAAUUGUCAUUGACAAUAUUCCUAGAUUGGUCCAGGGCUGGGAAAAGCCUAUUGUCAUUGGUCGUCAUGCCCAUGGUGAUCAAUACAAGUCGACCAACGUGGUGAUUCCUGGUGCUGGUAAAUUGGAAAUGUCCUUCACCCCUGCUAAUGGUGGGGAAAAGACCACUUACAAUGUGUUUGAUUUCAAAGGUCCGGGGGUAGGUAUGGCCAUGUACAACACUGAAGAAUCAAUCGCUGGUUUUGCUCACUCGUCAUUCAAGUUGGCAUUGCAAAAACAAUUGGACUUGAAAUUUUCUAGUAAAAACACCAUUUUGAAGAAAUACGAUGGGAGAUUCAAGGAUAUUUUCCAAGACUUAUACGAUACUACUUACAAGGCUGAAUUCGAAAAGCACGGUAUCACUUAUGAACACCGUUUAAUCGAUGACAUGGUGGCGCAAAUGAUCAAGUCCAAGGGUGGUUACAUCAUGGCCCUCAAGAACUACGAUGGUGAUGUGAUUUCCGACAUUGUUGCCCAAGGUUUCGGUUCAUUGGGUUUAAUGACCUCUGCCUUGAUGACUCCUGAUGGCAAAGCUUUUGAAUCUGAAGCUGCCCAUGGUACUGUCACCAGACAUUACAGAAAACACCAAAAGGGUGAAGAAACCUCCACUAACUCUAUUGCCUCUAUCUUUGCCUGGACUAAAGGUUUGCACCAAAGAGGUAUCUUGGAUGAAACUCCUGAAGUUGUUAAAUUCGCCAACCAUUUGGAAGAUGCCACCAUCGAAUGUGUUAGAGACGAUGGUGUCAUGACCAAGGAUUUGGCUUUGACUAUGGGUAAGACUGGUAGAGAUAGUUAUGUCACCACUACCGAAUUCUUGGAUGCCGUUUCUGACAAGUUAAAAUCAAAAGUUUCCAACUAG